AAGGAAAAAGUUAAUUCUCUUUCACUUAUUUAAAUCAUUUACUUUUGUUCACUUAACAGUUAAUCACAAUUAAGAAUAAUUUUUUUCUCUUCUACUUAAUCGGUUUAAUCAGUUAAUUCGUUUAUCAUGUUAACUCAUUUUCCUUGGUGUUUAAUUACAAUUUUCUUAUUCUCAACUGUCUCUUCAUCGACACCGACAUCAUCAUCAACCUCAACUCUAAUCUCACCUCCAUCUUUUUUAUCAUCACCUUCUUCAUCGUCUAAUCUUACCCACAAUAGUUUAUUACAAUAUCUUAAUACACUUUAUUAUCCACAUACUCAGCUGAUUGUUAACUAUUUAGAUCUAUUUAUAAACCAUAAUGAUCUGGAAUCAUCUUGUGUCUCCAGUUUGGUUAAAUUGAAAAAAGGGCUUGAAAUCAAUGCUCUUUGGGCGGUUAAGUUUCUUGAUGCUUCUGGUCGUGGAAAUGGUGGCUUAUUAAAUUAUUAUGUCAUCGAUUUAGGAAAUUAUGAUGAGUGUCUUUCCCUUUCCGUUCAUGGAGAUUCAAAAUUGGAUUCUUCUUUUACUGGUCAAUACUGUCUUGCUAAAUUAAAUUUACCAACCAUUGUGGAUGAUGAAGUGUCAUCAGCUAAGCUGAAUGGGACAUUAAUUGAAUUUCUAUCUAAUUCGUUUGAGCAAUUGAAACUUAGUUUACCUCAGAUUGGAAUUUGUUUACCAUCAACAUGUCAACCAAAACAAUUAUCGGAAACAAUCAACAAAUAUACUCAUCAAACUGGUCUCACCAUCGAAUUGGGGCCUUUCUGUGAUACCAAAGAAACUUACCAGGAACCUUUUUCGACAAUUGAAAAGAUUGCCUUUACUGUUAUUGGAAUCCUUAUUGGCUUAACGAUUCUUGGAACGAUUUUCGAUCAAGGUUGGUUAAAGCAUUUCUCUGCUAUUAGAAAUCUUAAUCGUCUAGUGAAAGAGACCAAUGAUUCCGAUAAAUUGGCUUUGAAUUUCAUCAAUGGAGGAAAAGUUUAUUACCUUGUCCUUUCAAUUUUCGGCCAUAUUUGGUACAUCAUGGGAACUCUGAUUCCACCAAUGUACAUGGGAAUUUUUUCUUACAACAUUUCAAACAGUGCAAUUUUACGGGAGUUAUCAUCAAAUUGUCUUCUUUUCAUUGAGAUUAUCAUCUUCGUUGGUGGAGUCCUUACCAUGUACACUUGUUAUCAAGUUCUGGAUAAAACUCGAGGUCGUUUAUCUUUCAUCCAAUACAUGGUUGUCCGCUACUUACGAACAACACCAACAUUAAUCGCAUCGAUAUUUUUGAUAUUUAUUUGGCCUCGACUUGGGUCUGGUCCGUUUUUCCGUGAAUUGGCCGCCAAACAAACUGAUAACUGUGCUAAACAUUGGUGGCGAAAUUUACUUUUCAUCAACAAUUAUCAGCACAUAUUUGAUAUGUGUUUACCCGCUACUUGGUAUUUGAGCUCAGAUUUUCAAUUAUAUGCUGUUAGCUACCUGCCGAUUAUUUUACUUCAUCGUAAACCUAAACUCGGACUGUUUACAUGUUUCACUUAUAUCGUUGGUUCUGCACUUUACAUGAUGUACGAUGCCACUCGUCGGGACUUGAAACCGCUUAUAGAUAUGAGAUCAGUGACAAUCACAACAAUCAAUGGAAUAUCUGAUCUUUACUUUCCGUUUCAUUUACAUAUUCAAAGCUACAUUAUGGGAGUGCUUUCUGGAUAUGCUGUUGCAAUCAAAAAGAAACCAAAUAUAAAAAAUUUUUUUACCAUCGGAUGGAUUGUCAGUGUAUCCAUGGGUUUAUCAACUUUAUACUUUACAUACUUAAUCAAAUUUGAUCCAAACGUUACUCGAUUCGGAGAGCUUAUGUUCAUUGGUUUCCAUAGGAUUCUGGUCGUUGUUGGUUUUGCUUGGGCAACUUAUGCUUUCUCAUUCAAUUCAGGAGUUUGGUUAAAAAAAUUAUUCGCCUGGAAAUUUUUCACUCCAAUAUCUAACAUGUCACUAUCGAUUGUAUUGAUUCAAUUUGUCUACAUGUUUUAUGAUCUUGGUACAAAAAGACAGCCAUUAGUUUUCACUAAUUACAACCAGAUCAUUUAUGGAAUUAUGUCCUUAUUGAUGUGUAUUCUUCUUGGUGGAUUUUUACAUUUAAUUGUCGAAGCACCAACGUCUAAUUUACUGGCAUCUUCAUUACGUUCCAAUAGAAGAAGUUCAUCUAAAUCAACACAAUCACCAACAACAGAAACACCGACAUCAUCAUCAACCAAUGAAAUUAACACCGAAUUGAAAAAAUCAACUAAUCAUCUAAACCAAAAUAGUAUAAAUCACAACAAUAACAACAUAGAUAAUAAUUUAGAAUCCAAGAAUGAAUCGAAUCAUGUUAAACAAGAUUGAUCUAAUUUUACUAAUUAUGGUCAGAUUUAGGCCAAUCCUCACCCAACCAAUUAAUACCUAAGAUAUUUUUACAUACAGUCUUUUUUUAAUUACUUGCAAUUUAAUUACUUAAUGACUUUUUUUUUACUGAUUGUGCUAUUUUUAAAAACAAUACGAAAAAAAAGAAAGUUAGUUUUUAAAAAUAUUAAAACUUUCAAUUUAUUAUCA
This is a messenger RNA of Panonychus citri (citrus red mite), 2595 nucleotides long. Its product is annotated as nose resistant to fluoxetine protein 6-like. The transcript is spliced from 12 exons. The coding region runs from base 127 to 2388 and encodes 753 amino acids. NCBI's taxonomy places the organism in Eukaryota, Metazoa, Arthropoda, Arachnida, Trombidiformes, Tetranychidae. The record is from RefSeq and is a predicted model, not a curated record.